UUUUAUCGCAUUUUUCGAGAUAAGGGAUGCACGUGCAUACACAUAUCGCAUAUUUGGCUCAAAUAACGUAGUAAAAACAAACAAAACUGGUGAUUGUGGUGGUUUUGUGUUGCCCACUCUGACUCACCAGUGACAGUUCAACAUUCCCGCCACUAACAAUUAAUUAAACAAUUAAUAGCGUAAUUUGUGUGUUAAUUGUGCCAAAAACCGCAACAAUGUCAAUAACACACCCCGCGGAAGCGCUAAAUUUAGAUUUCAAACAACAACGCCUAUUUGUGGACUUUUUCAACAAUUUACCCCAGAAACCAUCCUCCACUUUACGUUUCUUCAGCCAUGGCGAUUUCUACACCCUCCACAGCUCUGACGCCACAUCCGCGUCCACUUUUACGGGGAACAUCGUCAAAUACAUGGGGGAAGACCCCCAGCUGUCGUACGUUGUCCUCCGAAAGUCCCAAUUUGAGCAAUACGUCCGGGAGUUGCUCCUCGUUCGCCAAUACCGCGUGGAAGUCUACGUCAAAAGCUCCCCCAACAAGAUCAACGACUGGACGUUGAAAUACAAGGGUUCCCCCGGGAACCUCUCCCAGUUCGAGGACGUCCUCUUCGAGAACGCCUCCAUAACCUUCAGCAACGACGUCCUGGGCCUCAAAGUGACCAAAGGCCGAAUCAUCGCAGCGGCCAGUGUGAAUUCAACCGAAUUAAAGUUCCAAGUGUGUGAAUUCAGUGAUAACGAGUGUUUCACCGAACUGGAGGCCCUGAUCGCGCAAGUGGGCCCUCGCGAGUGUGUCAUUCCGCAAGGGGAAACCCCCGAUUUAAUCGAGUUGAAGAAAGUGUUAGAACGCAAUAGUGUGCUAGUGGCUAGGGCGAAAAAAAGCGACUUUGGGGCCGAAAACAUUGUACAGGACCUUAACAGGCUCCUGUACUUUGCCGAAGGCCACCAAAGGAGUUGCCUCAGUUUCCCCGAAACCCACAAUUCGGAAGCCCUCACGUGUCUGAACGCUGUGAUCAAGUUCCUGAACUUGACCGGAGACGAGCAAAACUUUAACCAGUUCAGGAUUAGUUCGCUCGAUGUCCACCGUUACGUGCGUUUGGACAACGCAGCUCUCUAUUCACUCAACAUCCUCCCUAAACCGGGGGUUAACACACUUGAGUCUACAAACCAAACAAGCAAGAAUUUCAGCUUGAAAGGGAUUCUGGACCAUUGUGUUACCCCUCAGGGUCGCCGAUUGCUCGAAACCUGGAUCAAGCAACCCUUGAAAGACUUGAACUUGAUCCAGGAACGGCACGAAAUCGUCGAAACCUUUGUCAAAAACCCACAGCUGAGACAGGACCUCCAAACCGAGGUCUUGGCUCGCUUACCCGACCUCCUCCUCCUCUCCAAAAAACUGUCCAGUCAAAAAGCCACGCUGCAAGAUUGCUAUAAAGUGUAUCAAGUGGUCGCGGCUGUUCCCCUCCUCCUCAAAAACCUCAAAGAGGUUGAUAACCCCUCCCUCCAAUCCGCCCUAAUCCACCCGAUUGAGGAGUUACGCAACGACCUGGACAAGUAUCAGGACAUGAUUGAGGAACUCCUGGAUUUGGAGCUAGUCGAUCGGGGGGAGUUCCUGGUCAAGAGUAGUUUUAGCCCCGCUUUGGAGGAAAUCUCAGCCAGGAAGUUGCAAAUUGAGGAACGCAUGCAGAAAUUAUUGAGGGCGGCUGCCAAUGACUUGGGCUUUGAGGAGGAGAAGACAAUCAAGUUGGAUUAUACCGACCAACACCGGUAUUUUUUCCGCGUGACUCUUAAGGAGGAGCCGGUUUUGAGGUCCAAUUCGCGUUAUCAGAUUCUGGACGCUGUCAAAGGCGGUGUUAGGUUCACUAACAGCAAACUGGCCGAGCUUAAUGACGAUUACGCCGAGGCGAAAGCCGAGUACGUCGAGCAACAGAAAACUAUCAUUUCGGAGAUGUUUGCUGUGGCAGCCGGCUAUGGCGAUUGUUUGCGCAACUUGAACAUGUUCAUAGCCACGGUUGAUGUUUUGGUGGCGUUUGCCAACGUGGCAGUGUGGGCACGUGUGCCGUACAUACGGCCCAAAAUGUUCGAGGCUGGUCAAAGCCCGCUCAAGUUGUUCAAAGUGAGGCAUCCCUGUAUCGAGCAACAGGAACACGUGUCGUUCAUUCCCAACAGUGUUGAGUUUGACUCAGAGCACACUUUGCACAUAAUCACAGGGCCUAACAUGUGCGGGAAAAGCACCUACAUUCGGAGUAUCGGCGUUUGUGUCUUAAUGGCCCAGAUUGGGUCGUUCGUGCCGUGCAAUUACGCCGAAAUACCGAUAGUUGACGCGAUUCUAGCACGUGUGGGUGCUGAGGAUUGUUUAUUGAAGGGUCUGAGCACGUUUAUGGUGGAAAUGAUCGAAACGGCCACGAUUAUCAAGAGUGCCACGCCGAAUUCACUUGUUAUAAUUGACGAGUUGGGGAGGGGGACGUCCACUUACGACGGGUGUGGCUUGGCAUUCGCUAUAGCUGAGUUUUUAGCCAAAGAAAUCAAGUGUUUUUCGUUGUUUGCCACCCAUUUUCACGAAAUUACGCGUCUGGCGGAGAUGCAUCCCAGUGUGUGUAAUAAGCACGUGACCGCGGUCACCACUGAUAACACUAUUACGCCCCUUUAUCAGAUCAGGGAUGGGGAGUGUGAUAACAGUUAUGGGAUCCAUUGUGCGCGCAUGGUUGAGUUUUCCGAUGAUGUGAUUCAGUCGGCCGUUGAGCAUCAGAAGAAGUUGGAACAUACGGCGGGAAUGCAAUUUCUGAGGGACUUUGAGCCGGUUUUACGGCGCCAAGUUGUUUCAGAAGGCGAUAAAAUAAUCCAAGAUGCUUUAGAGAAGGUGAAACGUUUGGAUAAGUUAUCCGAUGAGGAUUUGGUCAAGGAAAUAGCGAAACUAAAGGAAGAGCUUGAAGGGACUGGAAAUUUGUUUAUUAAAGGCUUGCUUCAAUAAAUUCUUUCGUAUUU
Molecule: messenger RNA, 2971 nt
Organism: Tribolium castaneum (red flour beetle)
Lineage: Eukaryota; Metazoa; Arthropoda; Insecta; Coleoptera; Tenebrionidae
Gene: spel1
Product: spellchecker1
Exons: 5
Coding region: 216-2957 (913 amino acids)
Biological process (GO): mismatch repair; mitotic recombination
Cellular component (GO): MutSalpha complex; nucleus
Molecular function (GO): ATP-dependent DNA damage sensor activity; mismatched DNA binding; ATP binding
Source: RefSeq, a predicted model, not a curated record